AAAUGCAAAGAAGUCUAUAGGUGAUGGAAAGGAAUCAAUAGAAGAUGAAGAAUCAAAAUUGCAAUUUGACGAUGACAGGACAUCCUCACCCAUACCUGAAAUGGUGGUAUACUCAUCAGAUGAUGAAGAACCAGAGAAAAGGAAGAAAGUCAAGAAAAGGAAACGAAUUUUGGCUUUUUCUGAUGACGAGGAUGCACAGGGACCAGUUGAGUAUGACGAUGAAGAAAAUGAGGUACCACGUACAACAUUCACAGGAUUCAAAGAUAAGAAAAAAGGAGGCAUCAGAGCAGACUUCUUAGAGAAUGAGGCUGAGCUCUCUGGAUCCGAGGAAGACUCUGGUGAUGAAUAUGAAGGUGGACAUGAUUUUAUGGAGGAGGAGGAGGGUGACAGGGAACAGUUUGAUGAAAAUGACCUUAGAAAUCAGGUUGGCCGGGCGCAUUUGAAAACUUUGAUAGACUCAGACCAACGUGAAUUACGGUUGUUGCAAGAAAUGUACUUAGAAGAUGGCGAAAUGCAUGGUGAAGGGCGUCAAAGACAAUUCAGAUGGAAGAAUAUUGAUGACAAUGACGAAAAUGAAAAGAAGAUGGAUUCCGACGAGGAGCAAAAUGUGGGAGAGGAGGAGGUAGAAGAUGCAGAGUGGAGGAAGCAAAGAUAUGAGAGGGAAAAGUUCUUGCAGGAACAGCAGGAAAAGGUAGGAGACACCUUGGAGACUGAAAUGUUCAAGAUUGGUCCUCGUCCGUUAGUGAGAACAGUUUCCAGCAGUGAUUCAGCCUCCAAGCGAGAGCCACUGAAGACGGCCAACCCAGCCCCAGCCCCAGCCCCAGCCCCAGCAGCAGCCCUAGUUAAAAAGCCUGCGGUGAAUCCGUUUUGCAUGCUGUCUAAGCGUGGUUCCUUCCUCUCAAGAGACAAGAAUACUUUAGCACGUAUUGCAGAGCUCACAAAAGACAAAGGAAGUGUAAUAGGGGGAGCCAAGCAAGCAGGUAACUUUGUCUUCCAGCAGUUGACAGCAGAAGAGGUAGAGAAAAAAGAGAAUGCCAAGAUUAAGAGGAGCACGAGCUUGCCUGCUGCCAAGAAAGCAAGAUUAGAUCGCAGCUUCUUCAGUAUGGAUAAAUCGAAACAGUCUUCAAGUAUAUUUAAGCAUUUUUAAUGAUAAUCUAGAUAGAUGAAUAAGGAGAAGCAUAAAGAUUUAGAUAAGAUUCUAGAUUUUAUCUGUAUUUUUCUUAUAUAUGAAAUUCUUAUUUUCAAGAAUUAGGAAUAACGGUUCUGCUGUUAUACUUUCCAUUUUUUCAACACAUUGUCCUCCCUCACUUUUUUAUACCAAAAAUUUCUUCUCAUUUUUAUUUUAACAGAAUUAUAAUUGUUUUGUUGGAAAAGAAAUAUUUCUUUACUUUCUCAUUUUAUGCAUUUGUGUGGAUGUGUAUGUAUAUAUGUCAUUUUGUGUAUAUAUAUAUAAGAAUAAAAUAAGAGUAUUUAUUUUGUGCAAUGUUUUUAUAGACAGAUAAGGGUAGCUAAACUUCAUAACCCAUUUUUUAUAUUUUUAUUUGGUGCAUUAAAAAUAC
Penaeus chinensis is the source of this 1559-nucleotide messenger RNA. RefSeq names its product claspin-like. Gene Ontology annotation, molecular function: anaphase-promoting complex binding. NCBI's taxonomy places the organism in Eukaryota, Metazoa, Arthropoda, Malacostraca, Decapoda, Penaeidae. Gene Ontology annotation, biological process: mitotic DNA replication checkpoint signaling; activation of protein kinase activity; mitotic G2 DNA damage checkpoint signaling. The coding region runs from base 101 to 1147 and encodes 348 amino acids. The transcript has 7 exons. The record is from RefSeq and is a predicted model, not a curated record.